CAUUGAUUGAUUUUGAAGUUUAUAUAAAAUACAUUUUGACUAAAGUUAUUGACUAUAAAUAAGAGGUACUGGCUCAACUAAAAUCAACUUACAGUUCGUCAUUCUGGGAACCGAUCAAAGGCGACUAACAGGAUGAGGACUGUACUGAGUCUUUGCGUUGUUAUUACUGCUGCUUUGGCAUGCCCACUAACAGACAAAAAACCAGCUUGCUGUUGCAAUUUGCCUAAAAUAUGCCCUGCUACAUGGAACGUUAAGCAAUUUGAAUCCCAAUGUUCUACUGUUGCAUUCCAAGGAACAUGGUACGUACAAAUGGUAACACCAACAUACAUCAAAGGGAACAACCCAUUGAAAACCGGAUUGUUCUGUAACACUUAUCCAAGCACCAGAAAUCAAUUGAUAUUCCAGGAUACCACACCUUGUGAUAAUACUGACUACAACAUCGAAUACGUAGUGACUGAUUCAUCAUACAAUCUUUAUACACAAUGUCCGGAAACCACUAAAAAAUUAUUCAGUCCAGCAUAUGGAAAAGACAGCAAAUAUGCAAUUUUUAACGUCGGUACAGAAAAAUAUUAUAAAAUCCCACUAAUUGAAACAUAUCCAUUUAUUGACGAAAAUUUAAUCAGACACAAAAUCAGUGGUUCCUGUCAGAGAGAAUACACAGUCGCUGUAAUUGGAGCCGAUGAACAUUGGAAAGAGUAUAUGGUUUUGGCUGUGAUCAACAGAUAUAAAAACUUGUUCUGCGACAAUGAUCAUAUCAUCUGGGUAAUAACAAGAGAUGUUGCCCCUAAAUGGAGUACCUAUAAUAAAGCAUUCGAAGACAUUCAGAAGAGUGGUCUUAACCCAUACCAUUUGAUAAGUGUUGAUCAUUCGCUAGACUCAUUGCCUUCAUUACCUACUGCACCUUCAGGACCUUUAGGACCUUUAGGACCUUCAGGACCUUCAGGACCUUCAGGACCUUUAGGACCUUCAGGACCAUCGGGACCUUCAGGACCUUCAGGACCUUCAGGACCUUCAGGACCUUUAGGACCUUCAGGACCUACAGGACCUUUAGAACCUACAAUCACACCUGGAGAUGUCAAUAAUGUGGUACAACAAACUACCGUCUCUAAAUCAACAACCAAAUCCAUUACUACUGACAGUUCAUCUACUUCAACAACUACAGUAGAGACAUCAACUGUUGUAAUCGAGAUAAGCUCAGAUUUCACUAGCACUUAUGAAAUUGGACAAUGUGAUUUAUACAAUGGUAUCCAAAUCUUGAAGAGCCUGGAUACUAAAGCUAUCAGACGCGCCUUGUCUGGAAAAUAUUACUUGGCCGAAGCAACACCUUGCUCGUAUUUCGAUAUCCCCAAUUCUAGAGUCGGUAUUUUAAAUACUGCUUUCCCUGCAUGCUCGAUGCAACUUAUUUUCGACGAUAUAUCCAUGGAUACGUGGGAUUACAAUACUCCUCAUAUGAUGAUGGACCGCGGUUAUAACAUGAAGACCGGUGAAAUUCAAGAAACGAGAAGCUAUAUUUCUUCACUGUAUCCUGCAGACCAUCCAUACGGUUCAACUGUUUUCUCAAUAUAUUCUGAAGGAUAUUAUCCAGAUACAAUUGAAGAAUUGAUGAAACUUAAAUUAGAUGGAAUGAUUUGCAAACCGCCCUCAGAUAUAUACAAACACCAAAUCAUUGCAAGUAUUAUUGGAUACAAUGAAGACGAUUACCUAUUGCUGUGCCUUGCUAACCAGUACAAGAACCCAUUCUUUACUUCGGAACCAGUAUACCAAGUCUAUGCCUAUACAAGAGAUAGAAUUCCAUCCCAGAAAACUAUGAACAAUAUAAAUCAAGAAUUAUUGCGCGCUGGAUAUAAUCCAAAUUACUUGAUCAAAAUAGAUCAGACCACGGAAAUAGAUGUAGAAUACGUAUUUGAAACUUCAUAUUAUGAAUCGACAACUUCAUGCUGGAGUAGUAGUAGCAGUAGUUAUAGUUCGACUACUACAUCUUACUCAUCUUCAUCAAUAAGUUCGACUAUUAGCAAUGGGUGUUAAGUAAUUUAAAAUAUUAUAUAUUAUGUCAAUACAUUCAGUUUAAUAAAUAAAUAUAAAUAUCACGCAUUAUUAA
Molecule: messenger RNA, 2098 nt
Organism: Rhopalosiphum maidis (corn leaf aphid)
Lineage: Eukaryota; Metazoa; Arthropoda; Insecta; Hemiptera; Aphididae
Exons: 14
Coding region: 133-2025 (630 amino acids)
Source: RefSeq, a predicted model, not a curated record